ACGGUGAGCCCGGGGUCCCCGACUCUCCCUCCGCGGAACCCCCAAGCCGAGGGUCUUUCCUGCCUCUCCUGUCAGCCGGAGCCUCACCAUUGAAGACUUCGAAAUCGGGCGUCCCCUGGGCAAGGGGAAAUUUGGGAACGUGUACCUGGCCCGGCUCAAGGAGAGCCAUUUCAUUGUGGCCCUGAAAGUGCUCUUCAAGUCGCAGCUGGAGAAGGAAGGGAUGGAGCACCAGCUGCGCAGAGAAAUUGAAAUCCAGGCGCAUCUACGACAUCCCAAUAUCCUACGCCUGUACAACUACUUCCAUGAUGCACGUCGUGUGUACCUGAUUCUGGAAUAUGCUCCAAGGGGUGAGCUCUACAAGGAGCUGCAAAAGAGCCACACAAUAGAUGAGCAACGUACAGCCACGAUAAUGGAGGAGCUGGCAGAUGCUCUGACCUAUUGCCAUGAGAAUAAGGUGAUUCACAGGGAUAUUAAGCCGGAGAACCUGCUGCUGGGGUUCCGGGGUGAGGUGAAGAUUGCAGACUUUGGCUGGUCUGUGCACACCCCGUCGCUGAGGAGAAAGACGAUGUGUGGGACUCUGGACUACUUGCCCCCAGAAAUGAUCGAGCAGAAAACGUACAAUGAGAAGGUGGAUCUCUGGUGCAUCGGGGUGCUCUGCUAUGAGCUGCUUGUGGGAAAUCCACCUUUUGAGAGCUCCUCCUAUUCGGAGACCUACAGACGCAUCCUCAAGGUUGAUGUAAAGUUUCCUCCAUCAAUACCUUUGGGGGCCCAGGACUUGAUCAGCAAGCUUCUCAGAUACCAGCCCUCGGAGAGGCUGCCUUUGGCCCAGAUCCUGCAGCACCCCUGGGUGCGGGCCCAUUCUCGGAGGGUGAUGCCUCCGUCUACUCAGAUGGCUUCCUGAGCCCUGUCUGCCCCGUUCCUCUGUGUUUGUUUAGGAAGCUCUCCUGGCUCUGCUAUCUUGUCUGUCUUUUUGUUUCUUCUCUUUUAAAAUACAAGAUGCUAAUUAAUAAAAGGUUAAUCAUUAAA
Molecule: messenger RNA, 1026 nt
Organism: Miniopterus natalensis
Lineage: Eukaryota; Metazoa; Chordata; Mammalia; Chiroptera; Miniopteridae
Gene: AURKC
Product: aurora kinase C
Biological process (GO): protein phosphorylation
Molecular function (GO): ATP binding; protein kinase activity
Source: RefSeq, a predicted model, not a curated record